AUGUACAAUAAAAACGUUAUGCAAAUCGCUUCGUUCACUUUUGACAUAAUAAGAGAAUUCUCAUUUACUAAUCUAUGUAUCUAUCUUUUUCUACUUGUAUAUUCAUCUAUUUUAAUUUCUUCUUAUCUAUCUAUCUAUCUAUCUAUCUAUCUAUUCAUAUCGAAUUACUCUGUUGAUAUCUAUCUAUCUAUCUAUCUAUCUAUCUCUUUCUGUUAUCUAACUAUAUAUCUCUCUAUUCAUGGAUUCAUAUCGGCUUAUUUUGAUGAUAUCUAUCUAUUUACCUAUCUAUCUCAUUCUUUCGAUAUCUCACUAUGUAUAUAUCUAUUCAUAUCUAAUUAUUCUGCUGAUAUCUAUCUAUCUAUCUAUCUAUCUAUCUAUCUAUCUAUCUAUCUAUGUCCAUUAUCUAUCUAUCUAUCUAUCUAUCUCAUUCUGCAGAUAUCCUUGCGAGCUCGAUUCACAUCUAUCUAUCUAUCUAUCUAUCUAUCUAUCUAUCUAUCUAUCAGGAUGUUCUAUCAUCUAUCUAUCUAUCUAUCUAUCUAUCUAUCUAUCUAUCUAUCUAUCUAUCGAUCGAUCGAUCGAUCGAUCUAUCUAUACAUAAAUUCAGACAUUUGA
Acanthosepion pharaonis is the source of this 612-nucleotide messenger RNA. NCBI's taxonomy places the organism in Eukaryota, Metazoa, Mollusca, Cephalopoda, Sepiida, Sepiidae. The record is from the annotation of a GenBank genome assembly.